Molecule: messenger RNA, 1463 nt
Organism: Stylophora pistillata
Lineage: Eukaryota; Metazoa; Cnidaria; Anthozoa; Scleractinia; Pocilloporidae
Source: RefSeq, a predicted model, not a curated record
UUACCCCUUCAAUAAUACAGGUAUUUUUUAUUUCACACAAAGGGCAACGAAGAACUGUGAAUUUCCUCUAUAAACAGAAUUAUUUUAACACCUGUCGUUUACAGAUUCUUGCACAUUAUUGAAUAUGUCGAAGUGAAUUCCGAUAAGAAUCAAGUUUUCGUUACGAAAGCUCGUUGGCCAAACUUGAAAGCGUCUCGGGUUGUAAGCUUUCCUCGUCACACCGUAGUUUUUGCCAAGAUUUUCUUUUAAAUAUUUACCUCCCUUGAAGAAGCUAAAGCGGAGAGGAGUCAGAAAAAGUCCGUCAGCUAAUGGAAAAUCUGAAAGGCAGUGAUUGUAAAUCCGGCGAUAAUGACCCCAUAGGAGAAAAGGAUGCCAAGAAUUACGACGAAGUCGGAGAUUGUGUUGAAAAAGCCGUACAAGCAAAGACAGUAAAGACCGUAACAGAAGAUUCCUCAAGUCAAACUGAGUUUACUGAAAUUUUGCAUCAACAGCUGGAGGCUUUGAAGGGUGAGUUUCAGCCAGCGAGAGAAGAAAUGGAGAAAGAAUUCAUUAAGGAAAAAGACUACCUUGAAAACAAGUUGAGGAAUGAGUACAUUGAGAUCAUCAAAGCUAAAGACGACCUCAUACGGGUUCUCACCGAGGAGAAGGAUUUCUUUUUAAAGGAACUCCGCCAUUUAAGGAAAUCGUUCGAUCUCUUUACCAAACAUGUCCAUCGAGAUGCGCUCCAACAUCUGGGCGACUGUGAUUGUCUAAAGAGCCUGGGCGCAAACUUAGGAGGGAACGGAAUUUACGAAAUUCAAGGAAGGGGCAGUUGCAAUGGUAACACGAACCUUCAUUGUGAAGAAUUUUUGAGCGUGCUACGCAAACAAGAAGAAGUUUUGUUUAAAUCAUUUGAAAGAGAAAAAGCCGAGUUUACAGAGAGGUUCGAACAAGACAAAAUGACUGUUAGAAAACUGACCGAAGAGGAAUGUCAAGCGAGGUAUGCUUAUGAAAGAGCUUACCUGCUCCAAAGCAUAGAUGGACUCAAAGAAGGUCUGGAUUGCUUGAGGAUUCAGAAAGAUGAACUCGCUAAAAUAUUCGAGGGCGAGAAAAAUGCAUUAGAGCUUAGUUACAAAAGAAAGGAGGAUGAACUGCGAAAUAAUUUGAGACUUGAACUCCAACGAAAAAUUAUUCAAGCGCAGAAGCCUUGGCCACAGACAAAAAUUUAAGGGUAUAGCGUCCCUUUUUUUCGUUAGUAACCUGAAUUAAAAAUAGCCUUCGUGGAUUGACGAAAAUGGAUUUGAAGUGACCAGCAGGUGUUUCUAGCAGUCAUUGUUUCCUUAGAUGCUUCCUUCUGUUAAUUCGUUAGUAUUAAUAGAAACAUGUUAAUAACUCUGAUUAAUGCCCUAAGUGCACAAAAGUUGAGAUCGCUGUCACGCGCGAGUGUUACCCACUGCUGUUACAGCGAAAAGGCAAAAAUAAAA